This is a messenger RNA of Malassezia restricta, 855 nucleotides long. Its product is annotated as GTP cyclohydrolase IA. Bases 1 to 855 code for a protein of 284 amino acids. Gene Ontology annotation, biological process: tetrahydrofolate biosynthetic process; tetrahydrobiopterin biosynthetic process. The transcript is spliced from 3 exons. NCBI's taxonomy places the organism in Eukaryota, Fungi, Basidiomycota, Malasseziomycetes, Malasseziales, Malasseziaceae. Gene Ontology annotation, cellular component: cytoplasm. Gene Ontology annotation, molecular function: GTP binding; zinc ion binding; GTP cyclohydrolase I activity. The record is from RefSeq and is a predicted model, not a curated record.
AUGGACCCUGCGAUGGGGAAUCGCGGCACGAAACGGUCGCUGGAGCUGUACCAGACUGAAGAUGAUGAUGUUGCUGAUGUGCCUUCUUUGACAGAAUUGCCUCCCUCAUCCUCUUCUGCGGCCGUACCGCGUCAGAAGCAUGGUGGUGGCCUUGGCACACCUUCCGGUGCAAUGACAGUCAUUAGUGGAUUUUCAGAUGAAAAUGAUCCUAUCGCCACUGUACUCAACAAGCACGGAUUGGGCUGGCCAGCAAAAUCCACCCUCAGCCGUUUGAAUUACACCCCAGAAGAAUCAUCUGCUAAUGAGGAAAAACUUGCAGGUGCUGUGCGCACUAUUCUUGAAUGUCUCGGUGAAGAUCCCGAUCGAUCAGGGCUGAAGGAUACCCCCAAAAGAUAUGCCAGGGCGCUUCUGUGGAUGACGAAAGGAUAUGAAGAGCGACUCUGUGACGUGAUUUCCAAUGCUAUUUUCGACGAAAACCAUGAUGAAAUGGUCAUUGUGCGUGACAUUGACGUAUACAGUUUGUGUGAGCAUCAUCUAGUGCCUUUCAAGGGUAAAAUACACAUUGGGUACAUUCCUAACCGUAUGGUCAUUGGUCUUUCGAAACUCGCACGCAUUGCUGAGACGUUUGCACGCCGACUCUCUGUCCAGGAGCGUCUCACUAGGCAAGUCGCUCUAGCAUUAAAUGAGGCUUUGAAGCCGCACGGUGUGGCUGUCGUGAUGGAAUGUGAACACAUGUGUAUGGCUAUGCGAGGUGUCCAAAAGCCUGGGGCUAACACGGUGACAAGUUGUAUGCUUGGUGUUUUCCGAAACCACGCAAAAACGCGAGAAGAGUUCCUGAGCUUGAUUCGUCGCUAA